This is a messenger RNA of Lytechinus pictus (painted urchin), 645 nucleotides long. RefSeq lists its product as uncharacterized. The record is from RefSeq and is a predicted model, not a curated record. The coding region runs from base 1 to 645 and encodes 214 amino acids. The transcript has a single exon. Lineage: Eukaryota; Metazoa; Echinodermata; Echinoidea; Temnopleuroida; Toxopneustidae.
AUGACCGAGAAGUGCGACACGGAGGCGCACGACGGCGCCGGGUCGGCCGUCACCGCGAUAGGCCUGAAGUUCCCGCCAUACUGGCCGGGCGAUCCGGGGCUUUGGUUCGCCCAAGUUGAGGCUCAGUUUCUUACUCGCAGUAUCACGAGACAAGAUACAAAGUUUGCUCAUGUGAUCAGCUCUUUACAAUCUGAGGUGGCGCAGGAAGUCAUGGAUUUUAUCAUCGAUCCUCCCGCACAGGACAGGUACGACAAGCUACGACAACGAACUGGUGUGUCGGAGCAAAAGCGCAUCCACCAGCUCCUAACCGCCGAAGAACUAGGCGACAGGAAGCCUACACAACUCCUACGUCGCAUGAAGCAGCUCCUUGGUGAUUCAACGCUCGAGGAUAGUAUUCUGAAGCAGCUCUUUCUUCAGCGUCUACCCAACAAUGUCAGGAUAAUUCUUGCAUCUUCCUCGGAUGCGGUCCCGAUCGAGCAACUGGCUGAGUUGGCCGACAAGAUCUUGGAGGUAGCUGUUCCUUCUCAUCAUGUCUCUGCUGUCCUGCCUACACUCCUACUCUGUCUGCUUCUACUUCCAGUCCUAUUUCGACUCCACAUGUUGCUUCUGAGGUGGAGAGGCUAUCCAAGCAAGUGUCGCAGCUAA